This is a messenger RNA of Helicoverpa armigera (cotton bollworm), 1310 nucleotides long. RefSeq names its product transcription termination factor, mitochondrial (gene mTTF). The record is from RefSeq and is a predicted model, not a curated record. Gene Ontology annotation, cellular component: mitochondrial matrix. Gene Ontology annotation, molecular function: double-stranded DNA binding. The transcript has 7 exons. Lineage: Eukaryota; Metazoa; Arthropoda; Insecta; Lepidoptera; Noctuidae. Bases 181 to 1233 code for a protein of 350 amino acids. Gene Ontology annotation, biological process: termination of mitochondrial transcription; regulation of DNA-templated transcription.
AAUGUGUUGAUGCAUAGAGGAAAGUAAUAUAUCGGGUUGUGUUGAUGGAUGAUAAUUUGUUCAGUUUCCUCGGCACGUAUUUUGUUUUAUACUCUUCCAGCAUUCGAUACUUUAUUAUCCUAGAAAGUUCAUCCAAAAAUAAAAUUAUAAACUAAUGUUCCGCUAAAAAUUCUGUCGACAAUGAUUUUAAGAUCAUUAUUUUCUGUGUUAUCAUUAAGUUCUAAUAAUCUAACGAGUAAUAUCCACAAGCUCACUUCUCCCACAACAUGGAAAAGUAUAUUAAAAAUAUCACCAUCACCAUGUGAUAUUUAUAUAAGAACUAUUGCGGUGUCAACUACAUCAUAUAAAGGUAGAACGAGGGCAAAGGUGAAAAAUGAUUUUGAUUCAACCAAAGCAAGGAUAGUCUUAGAUCUCAACUUGAAAUCACCAGAAGAUGCUUUACCCUUUUAUAAAUUACCACUAAGAACAUUAGUUCACAUACACAACACUACAAAAGACGAUGUAAAAAAAGGAUUUUGUCAAAAUAGACUUUAUUACAUUUCAUCACGUCUUAAGGUACCACCGUCAAUGCUAAGAGAAAAGCUUGUUAAGAGGACUUUCAUUUAUAGCUUAUCAUUUGAUUGGAUUGAGAAAGCAUUAGAUGUAUUACUAGAAAUGAACGUGGCUGCUGAUCGAAUAAUGAGGGACUUGUGGGUUUUGAAGUAUCACCAUGAAACAAUUCGUGAAAGACUUGUAAGGGUAAAAAGUAUGGGUGUAGAAAAUCUAUAUCCAUGGAUGGUGAGAUGUUCUGAAGAUAUAAUGAAUAGAUUUUUAACUAUUUCUCAAGAAACAAAGGACAUUUUGGGAGACAGUGUAUCAAAACAAACUUAUCUUGCCAACCGUCUUAAUGUCUCUGUUGACACUGUUCAAGAAAUGUGUUUAAAAAUACCUGCACUGCAAACCAUUCGAGUGACAAAGGUGAAACAUUUUCUGGAUUUUCUUAUUACUGAGGGCUUUGAUGUAGAAGAAAUAGCCAAUAAGCCUAGAGUGUUAUCGGCGUCUCAGAAGACUGUAAAGCAGAGGCUUGACAGGCUCCGUGAAUUGGGGUUAAACCAAAUAAAUUUAAAUGUACUCUGUAGGAGCAAGAAAGAUUUCAAAAAAUACUGUGAAUCAAUUGAAUCGUUAUCGAAGGAAGGCCCCGCUUGUGAUGAGAACUUCAUGCAAAGCGUGGCAAUUAUUUUCUGGCGAUUCUGAAGUGACAGGAUCUGAAAGGUCAUUAACAUAUUUGGUAAGAAAUGUGUGCCUAUUAUAUACAAACCAAUUAAGCUGAU